UUCCUUUGUCUGCUCAUCUGUGAUCGUCCAUUUUCAGCUGCAAGUAACUUGAGCUGUCCAGUUUUUCUCAUCAGAUCUAUUAAUAUUUUCUUACAGGUCUCUGCACUGCUGAAAACCUUUGGAUACACUGAGGACAGAUGGACUAUCAUGACAAUGAGACAACCUUGUCCUAUUGCCACAUCGAGUUCGACUACACCGGCCGGCGAAUCAGCCUGUUCCUUUUUCACCUGUUUGUCUUCAUCAUGGGCCUGACAAUGAAUGUCACAGUGGUAUGGGUCAACUGGCAGCGGCGGCAUUCACACAACACUGUAUUCUUCUGUCUACUCAACAUGGGCCUGGCCGACACCAUGAUAAUGGUCAUGCUGCCUGUGCAAAUGCUUGAGGUGAUCAUGGACCAUGUCUGGGUGUGGGGAAACUUCCUCUGCCGCUUCUCCAAUCUGGUCAUUGUGGCCAACAUCUACGCCAGCUCUCUGUUUCUCGCUUACAUGUCGGCUGAGCGCUACCUGGUGCUAGCUCGAGGCUCGAUGUCCCGGGUGGGUGUCAUACCAGAGAAGCGCAAGAGGGGCACGAUCUGCGCUGCCCUUUGGGUGUUGGCACUGUUCUUCAGCUCGCUGGAGACGGUGCACGUGCGUACCCAGGAGUGGACUGAGCCAGGAUGCUACUUGAUGCCAAAGCAUGCCUAUGAGGAGUGGUUCAGCACCAUCAUCAUCAUCCGUUUCAUGGUGCAGUUUGCCAUGCCAGCGGCCACCAUAGUUGCCUCAAAUGUGCUGGCAGCCCGGGCAGUGCGAGCAUCCCCUGAGGUUCAAGCCCGCAAAACAGGCGAUGUGUUGCUCCUGCACCUGUACUACCUGGUCUUUGUGGUGUGCUGGCUGCCUUACCAGAUAACAAUGUUGCUCAUACUGGAGAACAUUCUUAACCCCGACCUGUUAAACUGCAUUGCGCUUCAGCAUCUCCUUUUCUCCUACACGGUGGUAAGGACCAUCACUUUUCUUCACUGCUUGGCCAAUCCCAUCCUUUACAGUUUUUUGAGCAGGAGCUUCCGAGGUAAACUCAUCAAUCUUAUACUGCAUCACUUGCCACAAGACGCUGUUUCUAAGCAGGUAAUGGAUCAGCAUGGGAACCCCCAAGGUGAUGCCACAGCAAAUAGAACAAAAGGAAGCAAUGGGGGGGGAAACAGCACCAGCCAAUCCGAAUGAUAAAAUAAUGAUACAUUCAGUUGCAGUUCUAUUUUUCAUGCACCUUCCACACACUUGUUCUGUCUUCAAAUGUGUUCUCCUCAAAUUAGUGUAUAUACAAAAAGAUGUAAAUACUUAGUGUCUGGUUGCAUACUCUCAUAACAUAAUCACUACAGUAUAUUCAGACUGAUCUUUUAUAUAUACAAUAUAGUGCACUCUAUAAUAACAUUUCUGCAGUUGAUUACAAUAAAGGGACCAAUACAAUAUGCAAAAACCAAAAAAAAAAAAAACUGCAAAUAAUACAGAAAAUGUAAAAUAAUAA
Electrophorus electricus (electric eel) is the source of this 1497-nucleotide messenger RNA. RefSeq names its product atypical chemokine receptor 5-like. Gene Ontology annotation, biological process: G protein-coupled receptor signaling pathway. Lineage: Eukaryota; Metazoa; Chordata; Actinopteri; Gymnotiformes; Gymnotidae. The record is from RefSeq and is a predicted model, not a curated record. Gene Ontology annotation, molecular function: G protein-coupled receptor activity. Gene Ontology annotation, cellular component: membrane.